UUCCGGUCCGAGGACGCCGCGGUUGGUGUCGCCGUAUGGACGUGCGAGCGGCGGGCGUCCGGCGACCACCGACCACCCACCGACCACCCGCCGACCGGGCCCGCGCCGCCAUGGCUCCCGGCGAGGCCCGCGGCCCGACAGCGCGCUGGGGGCUGCUCCUGGGCGGCGCCGCGCUGCUCCUGCUCGUCCCCGCCGCCGCUGCGCAGCAACCGCCCGGAGCAGCUUGUUCUCAGAACACAAACAGAACCUGUGAAGAGUGCCUGAAAAACGUUUCUUGCCUGUGGUGCAACACGAACAAGGCGUGUCUAGACUACCCGGUCACAAAAAUCCUGCCGCCUCGUUCCCUCUGUGAGUUGAGUUCUGCACGCUGGGGCGUCUGCUGGGUGAACUUCGAGGCCCUGAUCAUCACGAUGUCAGUGGUGGGCGGUGCCCUGCUCCUCGGUGUCUCCAUCUGCUGCUACUGCUGCUGCUGCCGGAGGCGGCGGAGUCAGAAGCCAGACAAGGAUGACGAGAAGGCCAUGAGGGAGAGGGAGGAGAGGCGGCUGCGGCAGGAGGAGAGGAGAGCGGAAAUGAAGUCAAGACAUGAUGAAAUCAGAAAGAAAUACGGUUUGUUUAAAGAAGAAAACCCAUAUGCCAGAUUUGAGAACAACUAACACACACUUGUGACGGGUCACCCGGCAAUCCCAGAGCUUCCUGAAGACUUGGGCGCCGCUGCUCAGAGCAGCUCCUGGAGGGGCCGGGCGCCCUCGGAUUGCCCCUGACCUCGAGUGUGUGGGCCGGGCCUUGGAGACGGUCAGCCGUGGCCCCCGACCCUCUUGGCCCCGGAAGCUUGUGCCUUUGUCCCCCGUGAUCUCAGUUUCUGAAUUCAGUUCAGACAUUAAACUGGCGUCUUCUUUCUGAGGAGGAGACAUGCGCACCCCCUGCUCUCCUGAGCAUGUGAGCUGGUGUUGGCCCGACGCCUGUGGCCCCGUCGCACUGCCCCCAGCCUCCACGGCCCUGGCCUCGUGCUCCUCUCCUCCCACCAGCCGGCUUCACGCAGCCGUGACAGUCACAUUACGCUCGUCUCAUGAGGAGAAUUGAACAGUCCCUCUCUGUUUCCCCUUGAAUCUGUGCCUGACCUCUGGGCAAGUGUGUGCACGUCUGUGUGUGGAUGUCACUCAGGCAGCUCUGACGGGGAUGCUUUCCUGACCUCAGCGGGACCCAGGGGCUUUCAGCAAGAGUGGAAAUCACCUUCCACAGUUCUCUGAUGAUUCUUGGAUUUUUUCCCCCCACCUAAAAGAUUUCACCAAAAAACUUUCAUGUGAAAGCUUAGGUCCCUUGUCUGAUUUUUCUGUUUAUAUCAUUAACAGACUAUCAAGGUUUGCUUUCAGUGGAAAUUUGGGUUGUCAGGGUAGCUUUCCGGCACCCUCUGUAAGCACAGUGUGCUACAGGGCUGCCCUCCCCCCGUCUCCAAGCCCCUGGGCAGAAGGCGUGUGCACCGCGUGUGCUCCCUGACACCUCCUCGUCCCCUCUGUGGUCCCGAUGACAGCAAGUUCUUCCGGGGAGGAAGGUGGGCGCCAGAGGCCAGCCCCUCCGUGGCCUGUCCAGGCCAGUGAAAGGGACAUUCCCCGGGCUCAGUGGCAGCAGGGCGGGUCAGUGUUCUGCCGGGAAACUACCAAGCCUGGAGCCACGUUGCUGGCCAGGGGGUGUUGUGAGAACUUCAGGGCCGGCCACCGUGAGAGUCGUUAUUGGGCUACUGCUGCCCUAAUGGGGACACGCGUCCUCUGCCUUUCCUUAAAACCAAGACAAGUGCCUUCAGGAAACAGGCCCAGCACUUCUCACAGUCACCCAGCAAAAAGCUUCUAAAGAAACCGGAAACUCCCAGCAGCCAGGCUGCUUUGAAUUAAUUAAACACUAGCUGUGGGAAAGCAGGUCAUUAGGCACAGAGCAUACGCGAUGCCACGCAGUUCACGCUCAUAAUCGUGCUGUUCACGAGAAUGUUCUUACGCAUCAAAUAGUGUUCAUAUGCACGGCCGGAUGAGCACAGAUAAUUUAAAAAAACGUUGAGCGACUUGCUAGGCCUUUUUCGCUAUGUAAUGUCUGUACUGUGAAUUAACAUCUCUACCCUGAAAUUUCACAAACUAAGAAAAUAGCCUUUAAAAAUUCCUUAUUCUUUUUCUUCUUGGGCAUUUGAGUAAGCAAUUUAAAGUUUUAUGAUACAUUCCUGAAUAUUUUAUAGCAGCCUUCAAAUUUUGACUUUACUGUUUAUUUGUAAAAGAAACUUUCUAGCGAACUUUGUAUUAAUAUACAGUAAUGUGUAUGUAAAUUCCCACUGUCUUGAGCUUGGGUUGCUGAGCUGAAACUAGAUGCCAGUUGUUAAAUGUAGACGCAGUCCGGAAAAUCGGACCAGUCUCAUUCCGGGACAGUGCUAGGAGCUGCCACAACAUUGUAACCUCAAGGAAAGCCUUAAAGUUUGGCAUGCCUUAACUUUUAGCCAGUUGCCAAUAAAAUGGGGUGAUACCUGCUUGCUUCAUCA
This is a messenger RNA of Choloepus didactylus (southern two-toed sloth), 2515 nucleotides long. RefSeq names its product PTTG1 interacting protein (gene PTTG1IP). The transcript is spliced from 6 exons. Gene Ontology annotation, cellular component: cytoplasm; nucleus. Bases 36 to 653 code for a protein of 205 amino acids. The record is from RefSeq and is a predicted model, not a curated record. NCBI's taxonomy places the organism in Eukaryota, Metazoa, Chordata, Mammalia, Pilosa, Megalonychidae. Gene Ontology annotation, biological process: protein import into nucleus.